GCUUCCUGCAACAGCUGCUCUCAGUGGGGUGGAUGCAUCUCUGAAGAUUGCAGCAAGUGCUCUGAACAGACAGGCUUAUGGCUUUGCAAAUGCUGUCUUCAAGUCUGUGGUCUUUCAAUUGGCUGGUUCAGGUGUGCUGCCUACAGUGCCACAAGUGCGAUGCCGACUUGAG
Molecule: messenger RNA, 172 nt
Organism: Cladocopium goreaui
Lineage: Eukaryota; Dinophyceae; Suessiales; Symbiodiniaceae
Source: the annotation of a GenBank genome assembly